GCGCUGACGCCACUUGGAAUCUGGAUGCCACAGCAACUCGCGAUCGCCGAACGCCUAGCGGGCCGCCGCUCCCGCCGAGCUCGCAACGCCGCUGCGCGCGGCGUUAGCCACCAGCGGCUUGCCCUCGUCCAGGUCCUUCAAAUUCGUGCGCGAUUUCUGUUUCAGGCCCUGCCGCUGCAUGGAUUCAGACAGUCGCGACGGCUUCAUGACGCCCACCGAUUCUAGGAUGGAGCGACUCGACUUUCGCCGUUCAGCCUCGCCCAGCAGCAGGAAGCGUGCACGGCUAGAUGAUGAGUUGGACGACUGCGAGGUUGCGAAGGAGCUCCACAACCCACGGUGGUCUGACCCCGUACGUGACGAGACAUACUACUUCGCGGAUGGCAGCUGCAUCCUCCGGGUAGAGGACACCCUCUUCAAUGUUCAUCGUACCAUGCUCUCAAGAGACUCUUCCAUGUUCAGCACCAUGUUUGCGCUGCCUGUUCCAUCUGCUGGAGACGGGGCCGAAGGCUCCUGCGACGAGAAUCCCGUGUACCUCGCAGGGGACACGAUCACGGAGUUUCGAAACUUUCUGUGGGCACUGUACGCACUACCGCAUGAACUGCUGGCUGUGCAUUCGAAUCCAUCCGACUUCCCCCGCCUGCUGGACGUUGCCAAGCUGUCGAACAAGUACUCGUUCAGAUCAGUCGAGUCCUGGGCCCUGGAUGCCGUCAACGACCUCGUCGUUCGCGAGCAACCCAACAUUGGGCUACCCGCGUUGAUCCCUUACGACCUCUCGCGCGCGCCGCACGUCACCUUUACCCCCACCGGGCAGCUGUUCUCGCGCCUGAUCCGGCUCGCGCAGGCCUGCGGGCACGACGCGCUGCUCAAUACCAUGAGCAAUCUGCUGAGAAAGCGCAUGCGCCAGGUCAUCGAUUAUGCGUAUCUCGCCAUGAGCCUCGCGGACGAACUGGACCUGCGAAAGCUGAGAGGCGCCGCAUACAUGGAGAUCCUUCAGAGGGGCAGUCUGUUCCCUUCGUUCUCGCCGGCGCCGUCGCCUGCCCCAGCAAACGCUCUUGGACAGACCAAAGAGGAACCCAGCGUGGAGGAGGAGCAGAUCAGACACAACGAACUACUCAUGUCACCCGAGCAGAAGUUGCGCCUUCUGUCGGGGUACUACCGGCUCACCGCUGCAUGGGAGUCUAUGCGCAGACAUCCCCUCUCCUUCGACCAUGCGCCUACGUGCGGGGCUACCUGGCACCAGCACGGCUGCUCGCAGAGCUGGCUGGAGUUCUGGAAGGAGAAGACGAGAUGCGAGGCGGUGCUUGACGUCGGCAUGGCGGAUGUCCCAGGCCGUCUCAAAGCUGUCGGGAAAGAGCUGGAUCGGUGGGGCUCGGCGACCUAUAUGCACCACGAUUGCAGACAGCUCGCUCGAAAGAAGAUAGAUCAGAAGGCAAAGGAAAUCGAGGCGUUGCUGCCAGAUUACUUCAUCUAACGUUCGACGCGACACGACUAGAAUUCCGUGGACGUGCUCCGGGAGUCCAUCACAGUGAUAGUUACUGACUAUUACACGCACCGGCAUGACAUUCGGUACAUUCCUAUGUUAGGAUGCUACAACAUUGUACAAUUAGAGUACCAUUACACCAGACAGAGGAACCGGAAUGGAUACACCUUUCAUGUUUU
Molecule: messenger RNA, 1659 nt
Organism: Fomitopsis serialis
Lineage: Eukaryota; Fungi; Basidiomycota; Agaricomycetes; Polyporales; Fomitopsidaceae
Exons: 3
Coding region: 179-1471 (430 amino acids)
Molecular function (GO): protein binding
Source: RefSeq, a predicted model, not a curated record